UAUUGAAAGCCUGCAAUAAACAGAAAUCAGCAUAACUGGUUCAGCUUGUUUUUAAUUGAAUACUUAUUAAAUAUAAAGUGUCAGAUCAGAAUUUAUGGAGUAACGGGGAAGUUUUACAUCAAGAGGAGCACAUUUCCCAGGAAAAGCGCAUUAUCGGUCAGAUACCGCCCACUGACGGGAAAGUGAAACCUACCAGUGAAUAAAAGGAGGAACUUUCUUAAAGUCAACCAUUUUGUUACAAACUGCAGGACAUUUAUUUGUGACAGAAAAACUCCCCAGCAUGGCGUUUAUGCAGCAGUCACCGUUUUACAAUCCCAGAAUUCCUUUUACUGGAUCCAUCCAUGGUGGGCUGCAGGAGGGGAAAUCAAUCACCAUCAGUGGCCGAGUCCUUCCAGGAGCAGACAGGUUCCAUGUGAAUUUACAGUGUGGAACAAGGGCUGGUGCUGACAUCGCUCUUCAUUUUAACCCACGUUAUGAAAGUCACGCUCACGUGGUCACCAACACCUUCCAGUUUGGUAACUGGGGCUCUGAGGAAAGGAAGCAGAACUCCCUUAUUCCUGCUGGUAGUCCCUUCAACUUGACCAUCACUGUCACCCGUGAUUUCUACCAGUUGAUUGUCAAUGGAUCCCACUUCAUGGACUACAGGCACCGUAUCCCGUUUCAGCAGGUCGACAGCAUCUGUGUUGGAGGCAAAGUGGAAAUUUCCUCCAUUUCCUUCCAGACCCCUGCAUUCCCAGCUCAGCCAGCAUUCCCUGGAUUUGCUCCACAGGUAGCUCUCCCCACCCAUGCUGCAUUCCCAGCCUUUCCAGCAUUUCCCCCGCAGCCCAGCUUCCCUGCGCAGCCUGGAUUUCCUCCUCAGAUGCCUACCAUCCCAUACAGCAGUGCCAUCAGCGGUGGACUCAGUCCUGGUAGGAUCAUCACCAUCCAGGGAACAGUCCAUCCCAACGCCACCAGGUUCAACGUGAAUCUUCGCGCUCAGUCCAUCAUCGCUCUGCAUUACAACCCACGUUUCAACGAGAACUGUGUGGUCCGCAACACCAUGAAGUAUGAGCAGUGGGGCUCUGAGGAGCGGGGUGGAGGGAUGCCCUUCCACCGUGGACAGCCUUUUACGCUGACCAUCUGCUGUGAGAAUAACGCCUACCGAAUCGUGGUGAAUGGGAUGAAUGCUCACACCUAUAAACACCGCUUCACCCCCCUCCACAACAUUAACACCAUGGAGAUCAAUGGUGACAUCAGCCUGACCUCUGUGACUGUGUAGAGAUCCAGGAGCCGUGCAUUCUCUCUGAACACAAACAUAGAAUAAAUCUAAAACACACAAAGAUAAAUUCCUGUUAAUUGUUGGUAGUUGUGUCGUUUCUGGAGUCUCAGGUCUGAGAUGGGACUCCACAAACUGCCACUUAUCAUCUCACAUCACAGUUUAAUGGAGCAAAACAAGCUGGUUAAUUAAGAAUCGUCCCUGGAGAGAUGACUAACUUUCUCCCUUCUCUGAUUUAAACCUUUUCCUUCAUGUGAAAUCCAUUUAAAACAAAACAGCAACAAAACAGCCCUCAGGGAAUCCUCCAGACUCAUUUCUUACAGGUGUAUUAUUUGGGAAGAUAAUAUCCCAGUUUUCCGGUGCUGGCUGACCUACACAAUGUUUUAUUUAACUACCAUAGUUAAAUAAAAUAUUGUGUUUAUUCUAUACAUAAAGGAUAUGAGUAUAACAUUGAUAAUUAUAGACAUGUUUAUUAUAACACUUACUCGAGGUGUAUUCUGUAAAUUGCAUGUUUAGACUUUAUAUACUCAUACAUAAGAAUGUUCAUUUUAAUCAAAAUAUGAUGUGCGUGUCCAGAAUGAUGUAAAUCUCACUGAGAAUCAGAUCCAGGUCCAGCAAUUUAAACCCGAAACCGACUGUCCUCAUGCAUGUUACACUCAGCAGCAGGUGCAGGUAGACAUGGAGGGAGAAACCAUUUGGUAUUCAACCAGUGUUUUCUUUUUUUCUGUUUCAUUUAAUGCCUCUAAAAUGUGAAUUUUCGUUUACUGGAAAUAAAGGGAAAAUAAGUACUCGUUAAUACUUUUUGUGCCAUUAAAACAAUGAUGUCACAG
Melanotaenia boesemani (Boeseman's rainbowfish) is the source of this 2085-nucleotide messenger RNA. RefSeq names its product lectin, galactoside-binding, soluble, 9 (galectin 9)-like 3 (gene lgals9l3). Gene Ontology annotation, molecular function: carbohydrate binding; galactoside binding. NCBI's taxonomy places the organism in Eukaryota, Metazoa, Chordata, Actinopteri, Atheriniformes, Melanotaeniidae. The record is from RefSeq and is a predicted model, not a curated record. Gene Ontology annotation, cellular component: nucleus; cytosol. Gene Ontology annotation, biological process: positive regulation of gene expression; negative regulation of CD4-positive, alpha-beta T cell proliferation; negative regulation of type II interferon production. The transcript is spliced from 8 exons. The coding region runs from base 281 to 1258 and encodes 325 amino acids.